Messenger RNA from Postia placenta MAD-698-R-SB12, 3516 nucleotides. RefSeq lists its product as hypothetical. Bases 1 to 3516 code for a protein of 1171 amino acids. The transcript has 8 exons. Lineage: Eukaryota; Fungi; Basidiomycota; Agaricomycetes; Polyporales; Adustoporiaceae. The record is from RefSeq and is a predicted model, not a curated record.
AUGGAGGGUGAGCCAUCCUCUGAUGCCUCCAGUGCCAACACACCUGCUAACCGGAGCGAAACGCCGGUCCGCACCAAGGCUACGCAAAGCCCGUCUUACAUGGAAGGCAACCUCGCUGCGGCUCGCAGAGCUGUGAUGAAAGAGCUUGGAACAACCAUACCGCAGGUGUCGACCGAAUUCUUUCAGACACACCUCCUUCCUCCGCUUCCCGUGGGCGUUAACAUCAACCAGCUAGUCAACAAUCUUCGCGCUAGGAAAUACAUCAAAGGGAAGCGUUGGGCGGCAUUCCGAAAGGAUCCAAAAGAUGCUCGCGGGAAGGAGAAUGUCUGCUUCAGAUCUCUCAAACGUGUGGCAGACGCCAUCGAGGAGGUCGCGGUCAAGAUGACAGGCGAAGAACCGCAAUUCGCAUUUGUCCAGAACCCAAACAGCGCUCCCGAGUCAAGUACGAGGACGUCGAAAAGUCGCCCGGAUGGAUGUUUCAUUCGCAAGUCAGGGCCUAAGGGUAGGUUCCGAUGGAUGGACAUCGCGGUUUCCGCUGAAUACAAGAAGAUGGAGAACACUACAACUAGGGACGAUGAUGUUCAAAAGAUUGUUUGGAGCAUGCAUCACUGCAUGCGGGAGGAUGCGAGACGCCGGUUCACAUAUGGCCUCACGAUUGAGAAUAAGACGAUGCGGAUGUGGUUCUGCAGCCGCACAGAGCUGCUUGUCAGUGAACCGAUUAAUUUCAUUUUGCAACAUCAUAAGGUCGUUCAUUUCUUCGUCGCGAUGAUGUAUGCGGCUGAACAUGAGGCGGGAUGGGAUCCCACAAUUCAAUAUGUCUGGAAAAACGACAAAAAGAACGGCGAGCUUGUGCUAGACGACGACGACGACGCCCGCCUCGACAUCGAUGUCCAAGAUGGGAAUGGAAAAGUCGUGCGAUAUCGGACGAUAAGAUGGUUAUCGGACGAUGGCGCAAAUGGUUUGCGAGGUAGGGGUACGCGUGUCUGGGAGGUGUGUAUACUAAGUGACGACGGCGAGGAAGGUGUCGAUCGCUUCGCUCUCAAGGAUCAGUGGAUCGAUGCCGACCGACAACGAGAAGGCAUGAUCAUCUACCAGCUUCGGAAUGCAAAAACAUCUGAUGCGGCGAAACGCGUUAUCGAACAAUCGCUACUCACUGUGGAACGUCACGGAGAUGUCUACGUGGAGGGCAUGCUCGAUCAUACGCGCAAUCUCAUGACGCGCCGUGGCGAGCCGCGCUCCCGGAUCCGCUUCAAACUUCAAGAACUCCCGGAGAACGGAGUUAAAGAGACCACUGCAGCCAAGGCCACAAAACGAACACAAGUAGGCGUGGGCCACUACCAGUCCCCAGAGGAGCUAACGACGCCGUCAGUAGAGAAGGUUGAGACAUACCAUCCAAAGGUGCACUACCGUAUCGUGUUCAAGGAGGUAUGCAAGCCGAUUCACGAAUACACCUCGCUUAAGGACGUUUUUGAUAUUCUCGUAAAUGCUGUAGUUGUACUGCUAAUCUUGCAUGAGCUUGGAUGGGUGCAUCGUGACAUCAGCAUAGGCAACCUCCUCGGCUUUAUCAUAAAUGGAGUGCUGUAUUGCAAGCUGUCAGAUCUCGAAUACGCAAAGCCGAUGGAUGAUCGUUUGGGUCACGAAAUCCGGACUGGCACUAGAUCGUUCAUGUCGGUCGAAGUAAACGAUAUGGAGUAUUGCUUUCUUCCGUCAGAAUCGCAGGAAGCAAAUGCGGACGGGGCCAAGCCAUUUCCAAGUGUAGCUAAUCCCACCCAAGACCAGAUGAAAUCCAUUGAAUUGGCCAUAGACCGGGCGGAAUCCAUGCGAUGUGGCAACCCUGAGAAGAUCGUCGUGCCAAUCCGCAAGGUUGGCCCCAUCGUGCCCUUUCGGUACAAUCCCCUACAUGAUAUUGAAUCUCUUUGGUGGGUGGCAAUAUACUUUGUCUUCAACAGAUCAGUUGUCCAGGUCGGUGGCGAACCCCCAUCCAUGGACGUGUCGCAGCGGGGAAGCUACAACGCUCAGAAAGAGUACACCGAACUGUUGACCACAUCGCCGCAGAAGAGACAAUCAGCGUUAGGGAACGAGCGUACCCUGCAGAACCAAAUCAUCCACUUACACGCCGCCAUACGAGAGAUCGCUUACGACCUCAACCAGAUCAGGGCGCAGCUAGUCAGCUGUUAUCGAGAGGCUGAGAAGAAUCUAGGCGGGAUUCAUCAUAGAAUUGGCCACGACCUACUUCAAAGCGCCUUCUUAACACACUUCGGACAAAGUCUUCGCAAGCUGCAGAACAAGGACAUUCAAAUCGACAUUCUACGCAAUGAUCCACGACAACGUGUCGAGGACGGCGUUACCGACGACAAUGGUCCCGCUGAUGAUGAUGACACAGAAGAAAAUUCAAACGAAGGUGACCAGGGAUCCGGACUCGCAGAUCUAACUCGAGAGGUGAGCGUCGGAGACAUGACUGAAGAGGCAACUGUUGAAGAUGGCGCACAAGACGCAGUUGUCGAAGAGUCUGACGCUGGACGAUCCGUUAGCAAAGCUACCGAAUCAUCUGUCCCUCAAACCUUGACAGAGCCCCUUGUAGAAGGACGCUCUACUCGUCCGCAGCGCAAGCGUGCUCCUCCCGUCCGAUAUGGGGCAGAGUCCAAUGUGAAGAAAGACACUACAUGCAAGACCGCAUCAUCGUCAGCCCCGACUACAGCAACGCGGGCUGCGACGGGCCAAUCAACCUCAGGGACUACGUCUAGCACUAGAAAGAAGGUGAAGGCAAAGUCGAAGUCGAAGUCGAAGUCGAAGGGUUCAUCAGCAUUGAACACAUUGAUAAAAGUCGCAGUAUCGCAUACAAGAGACAAGAAACGCGACCUCAGACCUGAUGCUUGUGACUCACGCCCGCCAUCGCGCACUUUGGUUUCCGGCCAAUCGGCCAAGCUCCCUCGUCCACAAACCUCGUGGCUCAUAGAUUUCGCACAUCCCGAACUCGAAGAGCGCCUUCGAGAUCGUCUCGUUACAGCGAGCGAAAAAACGAUAGGCGCGACCACCUCCAGCAACUGUUCUCUCCGGCCGAUGAUCCGAGAUGCCGUAGCCACAGCAGCCACAGAUCUACAGGCCGGCAGCCACAGCAGACAGUGGACACCGCUAGCUGACACUCGGGAGCAGCAGACACAAACAGAUAAUCGUGGACAGCUCUUCCAAGGGGCCGCUGCCCAACCAGACACCGCACGAGGGAUCGUACCUCCUCAUGGAGGUGCACAUACCAACGACGUCCGACCGGUCCCACACGCCCACCUCGCGGUCGACCCAACGGCGCACCGUGUGGCGUGGAAGGAUCUAAUGCCGUCCUGGUUACUGCGCGCGAAGCGGUGGCAGGCGCUGAGUGUCGUUGAGGACAGGAAGACACUGUACGAGACGCGGGAGGUCAUGGCGGGUCCCGGUGCGUAUUUUGUGCGCGCACUCCUUUCUAGUGAGUUGCAGCAGGGAUUCCAGGCGGUCGCCGAUGGACUGAAGCGCCAAGCGGAGUAG